UAUAUUUUUUAAUUCAUUUAAAAAGGAUAAUGAUCAUUGACACCGGUACUAGUAAGGAUGACAUGGUCAUCUUCAAAUCUAGUAAUCAUGUCAUCCAUAUUCUGAUUCUGGCUGCUCGAACUGAGGCUUCCGUCCAUAGCCAGAUCCAUAUUCUGAUUCUGGCUGCUCGAACUGAGGCUUCCGUCCAUGGCCAGAUCCAUAUUCCGAUUCUGGCUCCCCGUACUCCUGCUUGCGGCCAUAGCCAGAUCCAAACUCUGAUUCGGACUGCUCAUACGCCGGCUUCCGCCCAUACCCGGAUCCAUACUCGGAUCCACCUUCGUCCUCCGGCUUUUUUCCAUAUCCAGAGCCAUAUUCGGGUGGAGGUUGUUGAUACUCCGGCCUUCUGCCAUACCCAGUUUCAGAUCCGGAAGCAGUUUGAGGCAUGCCCCCAUAUCCACCACCUCCGGGUCGCGGCUUGGGUCGGGCGUAGCUGCUGUACUCAUUUUGAAGCGCCUCCUCACCGUAGGCAGCCGGCUCCGCGUCGGAGGAGAAGUUGGGGCGAUCAUAAUCGAAGUUCCCAUCGGAAGCUGUGGAGGAAGGGUAGCAUGUCUCCUCGGAAGGCGGCAGAGGGCGUCCAUAUUGCGACUGAAUGUCGUAACCACCACCGUAUGGCGUGGGAUCGUACUCGUCGAAUUCGACGUCGUCCUCGGCUGCCCUCGAGUAGUAAGGCAUCGUCUCAGUUAUGAAAGCUGCUUUUCCUCUUUUUCCAGUUUUUGGCUUCUGCGAUCAGUCUUGUUUUCAGUUUCAUUUUCAUUAAUGUCCUCUAAACUUUUCAGAUUUAAAGAUGUAAAAUCCAAUUGUCGUUGCCACCAGUCAUCCUGUCUUUUGCUUUUCACGGUGGCACUUCAUUUAAACAUGAAUUGAAAGGCCAACACCACAAUUCUUGUUGUUGCUGUUGUUGUUGGAUUUUUUUUAAAUUAGUUUGUUUGUACUUAUUAUUCUCCUCUCGAUCUGGUUAUGAUAUCCUGUGCAAUCCACAGCUGAAGUUUACUUUCGAGCAAUGUUAAAUCUAAGAUACACUGUUAAAUCCAGUAUUAGAAGUGAAAAUUCAUUAAGAUAAAUGUUGAAACUUUUU
This is a messenger RNA of Rubroshorea leprosula, 1114 nucleotides long. The record is from the annotation of a GenBank genome assembly. Lineage: Eukaryota; Viridiplantae; Streptophyta; Magnoliopsida; Malvales; Dipterocarpaceae.